CCUCCCCAACGCACCGAUCGGGUGGUCGUGCCGGGCGCUGCGGAUGAAAGCUUCUAGAAGCCACCCGAACUACCUGACUCCUUCCUGCAUCUCCAGAGCCAAAGAGGACUUCUGGUGUUCCAUGAGCCCCUGACCUUUUUCGUGCACCUUCUUCCUCUCCUUGAAAGCCCCGUGUGCUUCCAUUGGGCCCACCUGGAUGUUCCUGAGCCUCCCCCUCUCCUAGGGGCAGCUGGUGGUGGAGCGCCUACGUCAAAAAGGAUGUCUGGAAGCUACUACUUUGUUAUUGUUGGCCAUCAUGAUAAUCCAAUUUUUGAAAUGGAGUUUUUGCCACCUGGAAAAGCUGAGUCCAAAGAUGACCAUCGCCAUCUGAACCAGUUCAUAGCGCACGCUGCACUCGACUUGGUGGAUGAAAAUAUGUGGCUGUCAAACAACAUGUACUUGAAAACUGUCGACAAGUUCAACGAGUGGUUUGUCUCAGCCUUUGUGACUGCAGGUCAUAUGCGAUUCAUCAUGCUGCAUGAUGUAAGACAGGAGGAUGGAAUAAAGAACUUCUUUACUGAUGUCUAUGACUUAUACAUAAAGUUUGCUAUGAAUCCAUUUUACGAACCCAAUUCUCCGAUACGAUCAAGUGCAUUUGACCGAAAAGUUCAGUUUCUUGGGAAGAAACACCUUCUAAGCUGAAUUCUGAAAAAUUCAGAAGUAAACAGUGUUGGCGAUAGAGUGGACCUAAAAGGUGUGCACAUUCUAAGUAAUUUGAUUAAACACUCUAAGAAAUUUUUUGUUGUUGUAAUCUGAAUUUUGUUUAAACUUCAUAAAAUUUCUUUUGUAUGUUAAAAGUAGUAUAUUCCAUUUCCUUUGAUUAUCUACAGUCUUGCGUUUGCCAAUGAAUGUUAUUUAUAAAGAGCUUUUCAUUGUUAAUCACGAAAUAUCUUUCAUGUUAAGAAAUGAGCAUACGUUUCUGGGGCUGGAGGAUAGCACAGCGGGUAGGGCGUUUGCCUUGCACGCAGCCAACAUGGCCGAUACAGGUUCGAUUCCCAGCAUCCCAUAUGGUCCCCCGAGCACCGCCAGGAGUGAUUCCUGAGUGCAUGAGCCAGGAAUAACCCCUGAGCAUCACCGGGUGUGACCCAAAAAGCAAAAAAAAAAAUGAGCAUACGUUUCUGACUCUCCAGAUUCAUAUAGUUCAUGCUUGAUGUAGUAAGGACCCAGAGACAAAUGUCAUUGUCAAGAUUUGGCAGGCAGAUACGUUUUCACAGUAGAGAAUGGAUUUGGUGGCAGAUACACAGGCUUAGCUAUAGAGCUGCUAUUUUAAAAAAAAAUGUAUCUCAGAGGCCUGAGCGAUAUGGCGCAGCAGACAGGGAGCUUGCCUUGCACACGGCCUACCAAGCUUGGGUCCUUGGCAUCCCAUAUAGUGCCCCAAGCACCGCUAGGAGUGAUCCCUGAUAUAGAGCCAGGGGUAAACCCUAAGCACUGCUGGGUGUGCCCCAACACCCCCCCCCCCCAAAUAUAUCGGCAGCCUACAUAGUAGCAGUCUCUAGGAAUGCAGGGUAAGCAGCUUUUUUGUGUGUGGCCAGGUGACUCUGGGUACAGUGAUGCCACUGUCAUUCUUGAAUCCUGAACCUGCUUUUGUAAGAUGGGAGGCUGCAACCAAAGCAGCUUAGUAGGUUCUUUUUUUUUUCCUUUUGUCUUUUUGAGCUACACCUGGUGGUGCUCAGGGCUUCCUCCUGGUUCUGCAUUCAGGGAUCACUCCUAGCGGUCUCAGAGGACCAUAUGGAGUACCAACCAGGGAGCAAACAGCCCCUUCGCUGUACGAUCGCUUUGGCCGCACUUUUAUGUGCUUAGCAUUCUUUCUCCAUAGCCAGUCAACUAAAGAUGAAAUAAACCUCGUAAGAUCUGUAUUAGCAAAAAAGUUGUAAGGCUUUUGAGAAUUACAGUGAAAACCUUUUCUUCCAGCUUGCAUUAUUACAUUGGCAUUACACUCAGCCUUUUAAGCUAGACACCACAGGGGACAAAACAAUUCAUCUGUUGUAUGUACUGUAAAAAGUGUGGACACUUAGUGUGACAUACUAAAUGUCCUUUUAAAGGCAAGUGAUGUAGCCGGGCAUUAUCUUCGCUCCUGUGCAUGUACACACUGGAAGGAUUUUGUUUCACUCUGAAUAGCUUGUGAAAUCUAACUUUGUUUUCAUAUCCUUGUGUGUAAUCACUGCCCUAAUUUUUUACCCCUGCUAUUUAUUUGAUUUGUUAAAUAAAGAUGUUUG
Messenger RNA from Sorex fumeus (smoky shrew), 2255 nucleotides. It is a transcript of the gene TRAPPC2, whose product is annotated as trafficking protein particle complex subunit 2. The transcript has 6 exons. Gene Ontology annotation, cellular component: cytoplasm; nucleus; TRAPP complex. The coding region runs from base 259 to 681 and encodes 140 amino acids. NCBI's taxonomy places the organism in Eukaryota, Metazoa, Chordata, Mammalia, Eulipotyphla, Soricidae. Gene Ontology annotation, biological process: endoplasmic reticulum to Golgi vesicle-mediated transport. The record is from RefSeq and is a predicted model, not a curated record.